CCAUUACACAUUCCCAAAAUUUCCUUUCAUUCAACACACAUCUUAGUUCUCCUCACACCAUCAACACAUCGUAGCUUAAACUCCAUAGACCUUCUUCCUCUUCUAGUUCUUCAACAAGCUAUCAAGACAUAAAAAAAACCAUGUCAAAUCUUCAUCCACCGCAACCGUCCGAAACACCUCCAUGGGAAACGCCGUCUUCAAAAUGGUAUACUCCAAUAAACACACCAUGGAGAACAACUCCAAGAAGCACAAAUUCAACUCCGAGUACAACACCAAUAGCUCUUACCGAAGUGACUGUGUCUAAAUCACCUUUAUCUCGCCAGAAUAGCCCUACAACGCCUAAGCUAGACGGUAUCGAAACACAGCCUUUACACGAGACGAUGGUUCUCUUGCAGCUAAGAACAACCCGGACCAGUCCAUGGAUCUGGUGUGGUGCAGCUUUGUGUUUUAUCUUCAGCAUACUACUUAUAGUCUUUGGGAUUGCUACUUUGAUUCUCUUUCUAGCCGUCAGACCAAGAACCUCUGUUUUCGACAUCUCUAAUGCAAAGCUCAACACCAUUCUCUUCCAGUCACCCGUUUACUUCAACGGUGAUAUGUUGUUGCAGUUGAAUUUCACCAACCCAAACAAGAAACUAAAUGUGAGGUUUGAGAAUCUUCUCGUAGAGCUCUGGUUUGCCGACAUAAAGAUUGCCACACAAGGUGUCUUGCCGUUUUCGCUAAGAAACAGUAAGACUAGGCUAGAACCGAUCCGUUUGAUUUCAAAUUCGAUCUUCUUGCCUGUAAAUCAUAUAAUUGAGCUCAGAAGACAAGUGACCAGCAACAGGAUAGAUUAUGAAAUCAGAAGUAAAUUCAAAGUGAAAGCUGUUCUUGGCUUUGUUCCUUAUUCGUAUUGGCUGCACGGGAGUUGUCAGCUUCAAUUGACCAGUCCACCAGCCGGUGGCUUAGUUUCUCGGAACUGCACUACUAAAAGAUGGUGAAGAACAGCGGUCAUCUUCAAAUUCUCUAGCUUUUCCACUCUUCUUUUGCCCCUUCACAAGAUGUAAAGAGGAAUCAAGAUUCAAUAGACUCUAUGCAAGAACCGAGAUAAGAGUCUGUUCUGUAUUGGUAAGAUAGAUUUAGUAAUUAAGAUUGGUGUAAUUAAAUGAGUCAAAGAGAUAAUUCUUAUAAGGCCAUAUAUUCUAAUCCCGUAUU
Messenger RNA from Camelina sativa (false flax), 1191 nucleotides. RefSeq lists its product as uncharacterized. Gene Ontology annotation, biological process: defense response to other organism. NCBI's taxonomy places the organism in Eukaryota, Viridiplantae, Streptophyta, Magnoliopsida, Brassicales, Brassicaceae. The record is from RefSeq and is a predicted model, not a curated record. Gene Ontology annotation, cellular component: plasma membrane.